Corvus hawaiiensis (hawaiian crow) is the source of this 999-nucleotide messenger RNA. RefSeq names its product G-patch domain and ankyrin repeats 1 (gene GPANK1). The record is from RefSeq and is a predicted model, not a curated record. Lineage: Eukaryota; Metazoa; Chordata; Aves; Passeriformes; Corvidae.
CGUUCCGCCGGGGCCGGGACCAGGCCGGCCGCUGGAAGGACGGGCGGCUGCAGGAGGAGCCGCCCCCGCCGCCCCCCGAGCCCCUCCCCGGGCGCUCCCGACCCCGGGGCCGACGCGCGGAGCUUCUACGAGAGCCUGAUCGCCGAGGGGGAGGCGCGGAGCCCCCCUCAGAGCCCCCGCAAGCGCCCCCGGGACCUUUCGGGAGAGGGGAAGGAGCCGCCCAGCCCCUCGGACCCCCCCCACUUCUGCCGCAGCUGCGGAGCCUCGUUUCGCGACCCCCCCGCGCGGCACCGCCGCUCCACCGCGCACCUGCUGGGACUGGAGGGGCCGCCCGCGCCCCCCCCGCUGCACAUCCCCCCCUCCAACCCGGGCUACCGCCUGCUGCUGCGGGGGGGGGUGGGCGGGGGGCGGCCUGGGCCGGGGGGCCGCGGGCGGCGGCUGCCGGUGCCCACCGAGCUCAAGCGGGACCGGGGUGGGCUGGGCUGGGGGCCGGGGUCGCGGCCCCGCGUCACCCACUUCGGGCCGGGGACGCGGCGGCCGUGGCGGGGCCCCCCCCCGCGGGCGGGGGGCGAGGGGGGCAAAGCGGGGCGCGGGGGGGGGUCCCGGUUCCGCUCCGAGGCGGCGGCGCGGGCCUGGGAGAUCCGACUGAGGGAGUACAUGGAGCGCUGGGACCCUCCGGAGCUCCCGCCCCGAGCGAGCCGGGACCCCCCCCUGAGCCCCCCCAACCCUCCCCGAGCCCCCUUGAGCCCCCUUCACCCCCCCCCCACCGGCCCCGCCAGCCGCCUCCCAGAGACCCCCGUGGAGGAAUUUGGGGUGGAAAGCCGCGUUUCCGGCCCCACGGUGAGUCUGGGGGGGUUCGGGAGGGGCUCGGGGCCCCCGCUGGGGCUGCGGACCCCCGAAAACUGGGAGGGGGUCCCUCCCCCAGUGUCCCUCAAGGCUGACGUGGUCCUCCGCUCCGCCAGGGGGCGGCACAACGGCCUGGAGCUGCUUCCGCCCUGA